Molecule: messenger RNA, 1812 nt
Organism: Uranotaenia lowii
Lineage: Eukaryota; Metazoa; Arthropoda; Insecta; Diptera; Culicidae
Exons: 3
Coding region: 1-1812 (603 amino acids)
Biological process (GO): DNA integration
Molecular function (GO): nucleic acid binding
Source: RefSeq, a predicted model, not a curated record
AUGGAAUCGAUUGAAGAACCGACAUUUGAGAUUCUUGCAAUCGAAAGUCUGCCUGAAAUACGGAAAGUGAAACACACGCUGAUAAUGGCUCCAAAGCAACAACCAUUUGAUUUGUCACGUCUAAGCAACUUUAACCGAUUAAAUCGAGCAUGGGGCUACGUGUUAAGGUUCAUUGCCAACAAAUGUACCAAGACAAAGAAUUAUGAGCCACUUACAGCAGAAGAGCUUUCCAGAGCAUCCCGCAUAAUUUGCAGAUUAGUUCAGAACCAAGCAUUCGGCGAUCUUAAAAAAGAAUUGUCAUCAGGUUCUAUGAAACGAAAUAACUACUCAAGUUUGGCACCAUUUAUCGACGAAGACGGAUUGAUUCGAGUUGGAGGUAGAUUGAAAUAUUCUGACAUUCCUUAUGACGGUAAGCAUCAAAUCCUUAUGCCAGAAAAGCAUCCUAUAACGGAAAUGAUAGUUCGUCAUCUGCACGAGAAGCACUUCCAUGUCGGGCACAGUGGCCUGCUCUCGUUCGUGCGCCAGUCUUUCUGGCCAAUCAAAGCUAAGGCAGUCAUCAAGAAAGUCAUUGGAAGCUGCUAUCGCUGUUUUAAAUGUAAACCUCCACAACUGCAGCAACACAUGGGCAAUUUACCAAGCUAUCGUGUCACGCCAGCCCCACCUUUCAGCCGUACAGGUGUCGAUUUUGCUGGUCCGUUUGUUCUCAGGGAAGGAGGACGAAAGCCGAAAUACUACAACUCCUACGUCGCAGUAUUCGUAUGUAUGACAACCAAGGCACUGCAUUUCGAACUCGUGACAGAUAUGCGGACGGAAACUUUUAUCGCUGCCCUUCAACGUUUUAAUGGUCGUCGUGGUUUUCCGUGUGAUAUGUACUCGGAUAACGGAACAACGUUUGUGGGAGCGAACCACGAACUUGCAGCCUUGCGAAAAUUAUUUGAAGAUCAACUCCACCAAAGAAAAUUAAAGGACUACUGUAGUUCUGAAGGCGUAACAUGGCAUUUUAUUCCGCCAAGAAGUCCUCACUUUGGAGGCAUCUGGGAGGCUGGAGUAAAAUCGAUGAAAUAUCUGAUGAAACGUGUUGUUGGCGAAACGCGUUUAACCUACGAAGAAAUGUAUACAUUCCUGGUUCAAGCAGAGGCAAUCCUCAAUUCACGUCCGUUGUCACCGUACUCGGAUAAUCCUAACGAUUUUUGCGCUUUGACUCCAUCACAUUUUUUGACUGGACGAUCCUCAAAGGCAUUACCGGAACCAAGUUACGACGAUCUCAAGGUUGGAAGACUAUCAAGGUGGCAGCACAUUCAAAUGAUGCGUGACCAUUUUUGGAAAAAGUGGUCAGCCGACUACUUGCAUACACUCCAGACACGUCAUAAAUGGAAGGGCCGUGUGUUGGAAAUCCAUGAAGGCGCAUUGGUUCUUCUACGAGACGAGAAUAUCCCACCACAACAAUGGAAAUUAGGUCGAAUCAUCUCAACGCAUCCUGGCAAGGACGGCAUCGUCAGGGUGGUAACAGUUCGUACAGCCAAAGGUGAAUACCAGCGUGCUGUAACAAAGAAUCUACCGGAACCAUUGGCGGAAGUGCCUAUGGUGCAGAAAAUGGACGACGAUGCAUCGAUGGGUUUCGCCCGGACAAAGGGUUCCAGUCUUGUAACCAUGAAGCCCCCAAUCUGUUCAGGGAGCCGUAAAGCCCGAGCUGUUGCCAUCAGUUGUAGUGCCGUCACUGUUCCAAGAAAGGCAAACGGAGAUGAUAGAAGCACUCAGAAGCCCCAGGCUCAGGAGGAUCAUCUGAGGCAACAGUCCCGUCAACAGAAUUAA